GUUCUUACCCCCCCCAAAAUAGGCCCAUUGAUUAACUACUAUGAAGUGCAUUGGGCUUUCAGAGACCCAGAAUCUUGCUCUGGUGUUGGAAUACGCUCUAUCAAGAGAAGCAAAGAUCUGGAAGGCACCAGUCUUCCAGAACUUCACACUGAAGGGCACCGAUAUUUCUCCACUAUCUUAUAACAAAACGGUUUUGUGGAUUGGAAAGUUAAGCUCACUCUUUCAGUUUUGUUUUCAAACCUUUUCCUUGGCGGUCAGCUUUCUGAACCGGUUGUUGGCAUCGGUAAAGGCACAGUUAAAACAUCUCCGUUGCAUCGCAAUAGCUUGUCUACUUCUAGCAGCAAAAAUCAACGAAGAAGAUGAGAUAAUACCAUCAGUAAAGAAGCUGGCAGCACAGAGUGACUGCAGGUGUUCUCCAGCUGAGAUUUUGAGAAUGGAAAGAAUCAUACUUGAUAAACUUCACUGGGAUCUUUACACAGCAACAUCAAUGGAUUUCUUAAACAUUGUAAGCGUUAAACCUUUUGUUGGUUAAAAGACUAAGCUGACUUUUUUAAACAUUAGUACACAUAUAUUCCAUUCUAGUUAGCAUCACAAAUGAUACAUUCUCAGUUACCUGCAAGUAUUUCAAAGUGUAUUUUUACCACAAAGAUACUGAAUUUCUAUGUGAACACUCUACUUAUUCCAAACACUUAAGUUUGAUUUACGAAUGUAAAUUCCCAUUUUGAAAGGACAACUGAAAUGGAUGUUUAAAAGAGAUACUCAUACUGUCCACUAGAGGUCUUUUUUUUCUUUUGCAUACUGCAAAAAUAUUUCUAACUAUCUGACUCUUAAUACUGUACGUAAAAAACUUUCAAAAUUUUUGCUACAUUUCACAAAUAGGUCAUCUCAGAUCAGCCUUUUUUUUUCACCCUGCAUAAAUGCACUUGACCCUCAUUUUAGUUAAAAUAGAUCAUUCUGAUCUGGCACUUAAGUCAUAUCUUAACUCCUAAACAUUUAUAGAAAGAAAACGUCCUUUUAAGAAGUGACUAUGUGCUAUAGUAAGGCAAAAAAAUCAAGUGAUACAACAGUGUCUUAAUGCUCCUCCUUUACAAUGAACGUAGGGUUUUUCCCUCCCAUCCUGGAGAAUUUUGGAUAAAUGUCCUGUUCUAACCAACCAGGAUGUUAACUUUAUAUUCCUGUAUGAGUGAUUUUUAUCACUCUCAUUUCUUUGUGCUGGCUUGAAUAUUACUAUUUUCUUAUUUAUAAAUAAAGGAGAAUUCGGACUUUCUGAAUUUCCAAUUGCGACAAUGCAAUGAAUUCAGAAUUAGUUACAUUCAGUGAAAGCUUAAACAUCUCAAUAUUU
Messenger RNA from Protobothrops mucrosquamatus (brown spotted pit viper), 1342 nucleotides. RefSeq names its product cyclin-I. The transcript has 4 exons. The record is from RefSeq and is a predicted model, not a curated record. Gene Ontology annotation, molecular function: cyclin-dependent protein serine/threonine kinase regulator activity. Gene Ontology annotation, biological process: regulation of cyclin-dependent protein serine/threonine kinase activity; mitotic cell cycle phase transition. The coding region runs from base 41 to 532 and encodes 163 amino acids. Gene Ontology annotation, cellular component: nucleus; cytoplasm; cyclin-dependent protein kinase holoenzyme complex. NCBI's taxonomy places the organism in Eukaryota, Metazoa, Chordata, Lepidosauria, Squamata, Viperidae.